GAGAGAGAGAGGAGGAGGUGAAGAAGAAGAAGAAGUGCAGAGAAAGAAAGAGGAGCAGCAGCAGCGGAGAGUGUGAGCAGCUUCCCACCGGAGGAGGAGUGAUGGGCUGCGGCCACAGUAAGAAGAAAAGCAAAGGCAAGAAGGGAGAGAAGAGCCAGAAACACAAGAGCGGCCGAGAUGACGGAGGUAAAAGUGCGUCAGGUGAGCAGGACGUCUUCCUGGAGAAGCAGCUGGAGCGCUUCGAGUGGCAGCUGAGGAUUUUAAAGGAAGUGCUCUUGGCCAAUGGGAACUCGGAGAGGGCGGAGCUUCUGAAAGACCACGCCGACGUAGACGUGUGCGCCCUCGUCCUGAGCAUCCUCGAUAAGGUGAAAACGGAGACGACAGCAGAUUUAAACGUUCUGCACGAACAGAAAAGUCAAAGUGCGACUGAGGAACAUGAGAAACUCGUGGAAG
Messenger RNA from Paralichthys olivaceus (Japanese flounder), 453 nucleotides. NCBI's taxonomy places the organism in Eukaryota, Metazoa, Chordata, Actinopteri, Pleuronectiformes, Paralichthyidae. The record is from RefSeq and is a predicted model, not a curated record.